AUGAACCCACUUCAAGUCAUGCUGAUCUCCGCCUUGCUGGCAUUAACCAAUGCAUAUAGAGGUGGCGGCGGUGGCGGCGGCAUGAUGAUGCCUAUGGGCGGCGGUGGAAUGGGUGGUAUGGGUAUUGGUGGAGGUAUGCCGAUGGGCGGUGGUAAAAAUGGAGGCGGCAUGGGAGGAAUGCAGAUGCCAAUGCCAAUGCCAAUGCCUAUGCCAAUGCCAAUGCCGAUGCCAAGACCAAUGCCCAAAGCUAUGCCAAGACCUAUGCCAAUGCCAAUGCCCAUGCCUAUGCCAAUGCCGAUGCCGAUGCCAAUGGGCGGAAAAGGAGGCAAGUCAUAUUUGUUAAUCAAGAUAAUACAGAUAAUAUGUUUUAAGCCUAGAAAAGUAUAA
Molecule: messenger RNA, 387 nt
Organism: Ruditapes philippinarum (Manila clam)
Lineage: Eukaryota; Metazoa; Mollusca; Bivalvia; Venerida; Veneridae
Product: procyclic form-specific polypeptide A-beta-like
Exons: 4
Coding region: 1-387 (128 amino acids)
Source: RefSeq, a predicted model, not a curated record